AUGCAGAGCCAGAGUAGAGUCGCCCAUAGAGCUGUUAUUCUAGCGUGCUUCAGCCUUUUGUGCCUUACAAAAGGAGUGAGCGCGUUUAUAAGCAGUAAUGGGUUGAGCAACUACACGUUCCCAAACGAUUUUGUGUUUGGGGUCGCUACGGCUGCAUAUCAAAUUGAGGGCGGUUGGAACGAAGAUGGCAAAGGCGAAAAUAUGUGGGACACCUAUUUACAUAAACAUCCAAAAUUUACAGUAGAUCAUUCGAACGCAGAUGUGGCAGCAGACUCUUAUCAUCAAUAUAAGCAAGAUAUAAUUAUGGUACAAUCUCUCGGAGUCAAAUAUUAUCGACUAUCAAUGUCUUGGCCAAGGUUGCUGCCAAAUGGAACUGACAAUCACAUAAAUUACAAAGGUGUCAAAUAUUACCGUAACCUAUUCGAAGAGCUGCUAAAAGUUAACAUAACCCCCGUAGUUACGCUUUUCCAUUGGGAUCUGCCGACACCCUUAAUGGAUUUAGGUGGGUGGACUAAUCCAAAAAUGGCGGAUUAUUUUGAAGAUUACGCAAGAGUAGCGUUCACGCUAUUUGGUGAUAUUGUCAAGAUUUGGACAACUAUGAACGAAUUACAUCAACAUUGUUAUAACGGCUACGGUGGUAACUUAUUUGUACCAGCUAUACGUUCACAUGGUCUUGGAGAAUAUUUAUGUGGGCAUUACAUGCUCUUGGGACACGCUCGAGCUUAUCGGUUGUAUGAUAAAGAAUUUCGACCGAAACAAAAAGGUAAAAUUGGCUUAACAUUAGAUUCAUAUUGGGCAGAACCUAAAGAUGAAAAUAAAAAGGAAGAUCGAGACGCAGCAGAACGGUACUUACAAAUGCAUCUGGGGAUGUAUGCUCAUCCAAUUUACUCUGAAGAAGGAGAUUAUCCAGAAUUUGUUCGUCAAAGAAUAGAUAACAACAGCCUCCAUCAAGGAUAUCCAAGAUCUCGUUUACCAGUUUUUACUCCGGAAGAAAUUGAGUUGGUGCGUGGAAGCUCAGAUUUCUUCGGAAUUAAUCAUUACACAACAUAUUUAAUGUCACCAUCAUCUAUGGAACCUACUUGGAAAGUUCCUUCCAUGGAUCACGAUACUGGUGUAAAGGCCGAGCAAGACCCUCAGUGGCCUAUCCCAGGAGCUGAAUGGUUAGCGGUCUAUCCACCAGGUUUUAGAAAACUCCUUAAUUGGAUAACCAAAAACUAUGGAACUAAAAUACCUAUCAUCGUAACGGAAAAUGGAGUAUCAGAUUCAGGAGAGCUAAAUGAUUAUGUUCGAGUUUCCUACUAUAAUAAAUAUCUCUAUCAACUGCUGUUAGCAAUACAUGAAGAUAAAUGCAACAUACGUGGCUACUUUGCGUGGACACUCAUGGACGAUUUUGAAUGGAUUGAUGGAUUCACUGUUAAAUUUGGACUCUUCCACGUAGACUUCAAAAGUCCAGAAAAAACGAGAACACCUAAACUUUCAGCCCUAAAUUAUGGAGAAAUUGUGCGUACAAAGCGAAUUAAUUUUAAUUAUAUAAAAAAACCUUCAUACAAAUUCAAUGAUUUA
Molecule: messenger RNA, 1563 nt
Organism: Brenthis ino (lesser marbled fritillary)
Lineage: Eukaryota; Metazoa; Arthropoda; Insecta; Lepidoptera; Nymphalidae
Source: the annotation of a GenBank genome assembly